This is a messenger RNA of Lachnellula hyalina, 1281 nucleotides long. RefSeq names its product Zinc finger protein (gene znf143). Bases 1 to 1281 code for a protein of 426 amino acids. The transcript is spliced from 4 exons. Gene Ontology annotation, molecular function: DNA-binding transcription factor activity, RNA polymerase II-specific; RNA polymerase II cis-regulatory region sequence-specific DNA binding. The record is from RefSeq and is a predicted model, not a curated record. Gene Ontology annotation, cellular component: PcG protein complex; transcription regulator complex. Gene Ontology annotation, biological process: regulation of transcription by RNA polymerase II. Lineage: Eukaryota; Fungi; Ascomycota; Leotiomycetes; Helotiales; Lachnaceae.
AUGGACGUUAUGGAGCUGGUGGAGAACGAGCCCAAUGCCCGUCCUUUCCAGUGUGACUGGCAGGUGUGCAACAAGAGCUUCAACCGGAAGUCUGAUCUACAGAGACAUUACCGAAUCCAUACGAAUGAGAGGCCAUAUUCGUGUAUGACACCUGGAUGUGGAAAGAGCUUCAUUCAAAGAAGUGCUCUCACUGUCCAUAUUCGCACUCAUACGGGCGAAAAACCGCAUCAAUGCCAGCACAUUGGAUGUGGGAAACGGUUCUCUGAUUCUUCAAGUCUUGCACGCCAUCGUCGCAUCCACACAGGGAAGCGUCCUUACAGGUGUGCUCACGAAGGUUGCUUAAAGAGCUUUUGCCGGAAGACAACUAUGGUCAAGCAUCAACGGCGGUCGCAUCAACGAGGCAUUCAUUCAUCGGAGCUGGACGAUGGCGAGAGUUCCGAAUCUGACAGUGGGGAUUCCCCCUCUACCCCUCAGCACUCAGGUCCAAUGCAUUGGCCACAGAGCGUUGCAGCACCAAGCCAGUCUGUUGUGCCGCAGGCUCAUCACAUGCUCCGAGCCCACUCAAUGGCGGAAUAUGGAAAUCACCACCAGAUUGAUGGAUAUCCAAUGCAACAACAAUAUAGCCACCGACACAGCCUUUCUGGCGGUGCUGCUCAGCAGAGUUUCAAUGCUCCAAUUCCGGAGCAACAAAGACACUCCAAUCCCAUGAACCACAGGGCGCCAAGUCUCCCUGCCCACUCUUCAUACUAUGUGCCAGAACAGAACAAUCCUGGUGUUGCAACUUUGAACACAAAUCCGCCUCCGAUACAAACGUAUCAAAUUCCCCGGCAUCAAAUGGAAGGCCCAGUGCAUGAGAUGAUCCAAAGUAGCCCGAGCAGCUACUCGUCUGCUUCCAGAGCAAGUCCUGUGUCUCAGGAUCCUUAUUGCACGCACAAUCCAGUACAAACAGCGACGUAUUCUUUGAACAAUGCUUCCCCCACCGAGCCUCAGCAAUCUCUCAUCCAAUACCACCAGGUCCAGCAGCACUUGCGUCAGCAGCAACCCCAGCCAAUGCCUAACCAUGGUACUCAUCCACCUCAAGUACAAGAGCAGUACCAGCCUGCCACCCCACAAGAAGGUCAAUGGUAUGAGAAUGUUGCUUACCAACCGCCAGUCGAAGUGAUCAGCCAGAUUCAACAUUUCUCUCAGGGGCAUGUGUUCCAAAAUCCUUGGAUGCAAAAAAUUGAAGCCUACGACGACCCUUCUCUACAAAUGCCAAGUGCCCGACUGGAGAGCUUAUAA